AUGAUGGUUCCAAGCCAUCUUCUGUGGCUUGUGCACGCUCUGCCAGCUGUUGCUCUGACCAUAACUGCAAUCCCUACGCCGGCUCCCUUGCCCACUGCAUCAUGUAGCUCGGAGAAUUUGAUCCAAGAAGGGUCUUUCUCGGGCGAUGAUCUCAACGAUGGAGUGUGGGAGGUCAUCGGUAGUGAACCUGGAACGGUCGUCGACGACUACCUGUCUGUAUUUGAUCUCAAACAUCAAAAGCUCUACUCACAUCUGCAUAGGCACCUGAGCGCCACCGCCGUUAAUCAGAUGUCGCUAUUGAUCCAGUCUGGAUCCAGCGCCGUCGCAGGAAAAAGCUACACCUUUUCCAUGGAUUUCCGCCAAAACGCAGGUGCCGAUACCUGUUCUCUGGAGAUUCAUAUCGGCGGCCUCCUCGUUGAUACUAGCAGCCACACUGCAGGGGAUUCUUGGACCACCAUCUCCAAGCCAUGGACUGCUUCCAGUGCAUCUUCUGAUCUCAUACUCAUCAUCGGUUGCGACGGCGAGAACGAUGUCGGGUCGACUGUGGAUGUGACCAAAAUUUCGCUCGUAGAGAGCUGUGGCACUUCUUCAUUGUCAAGUGUCUCUGUGCCCAUUAGAACCCCAUCUAUUCCUCCUGUCUCUAGCACACCGGUUGCUUCGGCGUCACCAUCGGCUGAACCCAGCUCUCAGCCGUCUUCUGGUGCUGUUUCCUCGAGUGCUGUGAUUACCCCUUCUAGUUCCCCCAGCCAGCCUGGAUCUCACGCAUCUUCCAGCGCCUCUGCUACCCCCUCUGGUGCUCCCAUUGAUUCCGGCUCCCACUCCUCUUCUGUUGCUGUGACCUCGAGUGGUGCAGUAACUCCUUCUGGUUCUCCCAGCCAGCCCGGAUCCCACGCAUCUUCCAGUGCUUCUGCUAUUCCCUCUAGUCCUGCAAAUGAGUCUGGCUCCCACUCGUCUUCUAUUGCUGUUUCCUCGAGUGCUGUGAUUACUCCUUCUGGCUCCCCCAGCCAACCUGGGUCCCACGUUUCUUCCAGUGCCUCGGUCGUUCCCUCUGGUCCUUCUACUGAUUCCGGAUCCCAUGCAUCCUCCACUGUCUCUGCUCCUAUUUCUGGUCAGCCAGGCUCCCAUGGAUCUUCUGGUAUCUCCACUGCUCCCUCGAGCCACGCUACCGUCCAACCCAGCUCCCAUGGCUCAUCUAGUGGCAUCGAAACUAGCCCCGUGUCCACAUUUCCUUCUGUGUCCGCUUCUUCCACCCACAUCUCACCGGCUGCGACCUCUAGCCCUGCAGAGCCCAUCGCACCUACUACCACAACCACUGGAUCAACACUCCCGACAUCUAACGGGGAUAGUCAUUCCUCUAGCAAUGCUCAAUCUUCCGGUGCUACUACCACCGGCAAUUCAGGCAGCUCUGAGGGCCAAAGUGGAACGACCACUCAUGAAGCACCAGGAUCCCAGACAACUGCUGCAUCAUCGCCAGCUAUCUCUUCCCCUGCGGGAACUUCUACACAGGAAAUGACUACCUCCACUGUAUUCACAACUCGCACUGCAACAAUCACUGCUUGCCCCUCUACCGUCACUGACUGCCCUGCCACUGAGAAGACUACCUACACCACCACUGAAACCAUCGUCCUUUCGACCACAAUUUGCCCAGUUGCUGAUGCGACUAUAACCGCCGAAGGCUCGCACCCUACUGGAUCCACAGGAAUUGGCAGUGGCAGUGGCUCUGAAUCCGGCUCUGGAUCUGGGUCUGGAUCUGGCUCGGGCGACAGCGGCAAUGGCAACGGCAAUGGUUCUGGAUCCGACUCCAACGGCAACGGUAGCAACAGUGGUAAUGGCUCUGGCUCAGACUACACAAUCUCGACAAUCUACUCCACCCGCACAGUUACCUUGACCGAGUGCCCAGCAACAGUGACCGACUGCCCAGCCCGCGACAAGACGACACACGUCGCCACUGAGACUGUCGUCGCCGGAACCACCACGAUCCCCAUUAAGCCUGCGACGACUACCGCGGCCGGUGCGGCUCAUGGCUCUUCCGUGCCUGUUCAGACUACGACUAUCGUUGUCGGCACCGAGACUAGAACCUCUACUAUCUUCUCUGCGAUUACAGUUACCGGUUCCUCUGUCAGCGAGGGCGGUGCUGUUGAGACUGGCGUUUCUCACGUCGGUGGAAUAAUUGGUUCUGCCCAUGAUGACAAUGAGUCUAGUGUUUCGGCGGGACAAGGUGAAGGCUCUAGUGGCUCUGAGUCCACCGGCUCUGGCUCGACGGGCACUGGCUCGACUGGCUCUGGCUCGACUGGCUCUGGCUCGACUGGCUCUGGCUCGACUGGCUCCGAUUCCGGCUCCACCAGCCCUGGCUCGGAUACCGUCCCACCCAACAACAGCGCCGAAAGCCACUCCAACCUCCCAGGUAUUACACGCAUCAGCUCCGCAACCCCAAGCCUCACUCGUGCCGCCUCUUCUACCGCGAAGGUCUCACCCGUCGCGGCCAGCCCAUCUGGAUCUGACAGCCAGGCUAGUGCGACUACCAUCGCUGGUUCGGUUGGCAGUGGUACCCAGACUACCGAGGCCACAGCUAGUGUGUCGCCUGUCUUCAACGGUGCCUCGCCUCUGACCGUGUCUGGUGCUGUUUCCGCUCUCGGGGCUAUCGCUGCCCUGGCACUCUUUCUUUAA
Molecule: messenger RNA, 2667 nt
Organism: Penicillium olsonii
Lineage: Eukaryota; Fungi; Ascomycota; Eurotiomycetes; Eurotiales; Aspergillaceae
Source: the annotation of a GenBank genome assembly